Messenger RNA from Schistosoma haematobium, 3314 nucleotides. RefSeq names its product AP-2 complex subunit mu. Lineage: Eukaryota; Metazoa; Platyhelminthes; Trematoda; Strigeidida; Schistosomatidae. The transcript has 7 exons. Gene Ontology annotation, cellular component: cytoplasmic vesicle; AP-2 adaptor complex. The coding region runs from base 90 to 1388 and encodes 432 amino acids. Gene Ontology annotation, molecular function: clathrin-cargo adaptor activity. The record is from RefSeq and is a predicted model, not a curated record. Gene Ontology annotation, biological process: intracellular protein transport; clathrin-dependent endocytosis.
AAAUAAUUCCUUAAAAUAAUUCAGAGAGGACUAUCUGGCAUUGUUUUUUGAACGCUUAAGGCGCUUGAGUCUCUUAAGGCGUUACAAAAAUGAUAGGUGGAGUUUUUAUCUAUAACCACAAAGGAGAAGUUUUGAUAUCAAGAAUAUUUCGCGACGAUGUCUCAAGAAAUGCCGCAGACGCUUUUCGAGUCAAUGUAAUUCAUGCGCGACAACAGGUUCGCUCGCCCAUAAGCAUCGUAGCAAGGACAAGUUUCUUUCACGUCAAAAGAGCAAACAUUUGGAUAUGUGCUGUUGCUCGUCGAAAUGUUAAUGCUGCUAUGGUCUUUCAGCUGCUGCAUGCUCUUCUGAACCUAAUGAAGGAUUACUUCGGUAGAGUUACGGAGGAAAACAUAAAAAAUAACUUCGUUUUGAUAUACGAAAUUCUCGAUGAGGUGAUUGAUUAUGGAUAUGGACAGAAUACAGAUACAGGAAUUUUGAAAUCCCUCAUUACUCAGGCUGGGACACGCACAGCCACUAAAGAGGAGACUGCUCAAAUAACAAAUCAAGUUACUGGUCAGAUUGGAUGGCGCCGUGAAGGUAUAAAAUACAGAAGGAAUGAACUGUUUCUGGAUAUCAUGGAGUCGGUCAAUCUUCUUAUGUCACCACAAGGACAAGUUUUAUCUGCACAUGUGGCAGGUCGAGUGAUCAUGAAGUCUUAUUUAAGUGGUAUGCCAGAAUGUAAAUUUGGUUUUAAUGACAAAGUCAGUUUGGAAAAUAAACAACGAUCUACAGCUGGUACAGAAGACAGUAGUGGAGGUAUUGCAAUAGAUGACUGUCAAUUUCAUCAAUGUGUUAAACUGGGUCGAUUCGAAACUGAACAUACAAUCUCUUUUAUUCCACCAGACGGUGAAUUCGAGUUGAUGCGUUAUAGAACUACUAAGGAGAUCAGUUUACCAUUUCGUGUCAUACCAUUAGUUCGUGAACUUGGUAAAACUAAAAUGGAUGUUAAAGUAAUUUUAAAAGCUAAUUUUCGUCCUAAUUUAUUUGCACAAAAAAUUGAAGUUCAUAUACCGACUCCAAUGAAUACAAGUGGUGUACAAGUUGUAUGUAUGAAAGGUAGAGCAAAAUAUAAAGCAGCUGAAAAUGCUAUUAUUUGGAAGAUUAGACGAAUAUCUGGUAUGAAAGAUUGUCAAUUAUCUGCGGAAAUUGAAUUGUUACAAGCUUCAGAUAAACAAAAACGUUGGAUGCGUCCACCGAUUUCUAUGAAUUUCGAGGUACCAUUUGCACCGUCUGGAUUUAAAGUUCGUUUCUUAAAGGUAUUCGAAUCUAAAUUGAAUUAUUCAGAUCAUGAUGUAGUGAAAUGGGUUCGCUAUAUUGGUAAAAGUGGUUUAUAUGAAACAAGAUGUUAAACAGACAAUUUUCUUUGUUUGUAUUUUUCAAAUUCAUCAGCCUCUUAUCUUCACUUCAACAAAUCAACUUCUGUACUACUGUUUGUUUAAAUGAAUGAUUAUAACUGUUUUGUUUAUUCAACACUGCGAGAAAUUCAAUCAUAUAUAUAUAUAUAUAGACCCAUAUACAAAUACAAAAUUUGGCAUAAUAACCAACUAUGCAUAGUUUCCAAUCAAUUCAAAUGCUUAUCUUUUUUUUUCUCAUCUAAUAAAGAUCUUCAGUCUACAAACCACCCUUAAAUUUGCUUACUACACAUGUGUAAACGUAUAUUUGUAUGUUCAUCAUUCAAUAUAGUGAUAGGUAUACAAUUGUAUAAAGAAUGAUGAACAUAAUGGUAAGAAUUCAUUUGUGCAUUUCUAUGUUCGAUCCCGUGUUUAUUAUUCAAUUAUUCUAUGAUUCUUUCAACAUAAAUAUGUUCUUGUGUACUUUUUUUUCCCAUCUAAAAUUAAUGAUUAUAUUAAUUGUUAUUGUAAGCUAUUGUUUUGUCGAUUAUUCUGCCUAAUCAUUCCAUCUAUUCAUGAUUUUGCUUUGUACCAAUUCAUUCCUACAUAUUGUUUAUAAACUUUCCCUAUCUGUCCUCUAUUACUUCAAUUCGUAUUCUCUAUUUCAGUAAUUACUACUACUAGUACUACUACUACUACUACUUACAAUUGAUUAGAAAUCUCAAGUAAUAUCUAUUUACAUUUUGUUUUCAUUCCUAUGAUUUUUAUUGUUUUUGUUCACAUUAUCUCUCUCUACACUCUUUAUCUAAUCAUAUUUAGCAUUUUAUUAGUUAUUUCAUCAUACUACCAAUAAACCAAAAUAAAUUAACAGUAAUAUCUUGCUAUUAUUUCAUUUUGUAUACUAGUGAUUUAAUUGAAUUUGUUUUUAAUGUGUUAUAGUAACCUUUUUAAACUUGAACGUUUUAGAUAUGUUUUGUGAGACAUGAGAUCUGCUCUGCUUUACAUUUUUGUAAAUUUCGUAUUGUUAGAUGGUUAGUGUAGUAAGUUGAACAGAACCUUUAAAAAUGGAGUGUCUACUGACUGGUAUUCAUCAACCAUGUUUAUUUCCAAAACUUAUGAAUAUGAUGUUAUGUAAAGGGUGCGAACUUGCGUCACUAGUUGGCACUUUUAGGUCAAAAAUGUUUAGGUCCUGAACCAUUUGCGUCUGUUUGGGCAGUCGGGUAGUAUCACAAUCCCCCCGCAAACACAUGUAAAUAUGACUUAUAGGGAAGUACGCGAAUCUGUACUUGGUGAUAGAGUUAAAUCACAAUUAGAAAUGUUAUGAUUUGUUUAUUCAGGUUGGGAACAACUUCGGUGGGGGGGGAUGACUGACAUCAUGCUAUUUAAUCUAUGGUAUUAAUCGACUUCUUGAUCCGUCAUAUCUAAGCUUAAUAAUUAGCAUUCGAUAAUCAUAAAAAUGACGCAAUAUCGAUGGAAGAGUUGGUGAGUUUAACAUUGCAACGUAACGUAUCCCUCCUAACACAAGGUCUAUUUAUCUAUACCAUAUUUUUUUAUAGUUCUUCCACAGUGAUGGACAUACUUGUCUUUCAUAUGACUUCCUUGUGUCUCAAUUGGAAGUUUUUAAAAGUGAGAAUUUGAGUUACCUAUCUGCCUAAUUAGUUUGUCAGUCAUAUGCGACAGAGGACGUAGCACAUUUGUUAAUUGGUUUAAGUUGUCACAACAUAUCGCAACAAGAUAACAAUCAUUAAGUCAUGUUAAUCAACGUGUCCAACUACUAUUUAUAUCGUGCGGACCCCCAACCACAUUAUAUGUAUCUACCAACAUGGCUAAGUGCCCUCAAGCAUUGAGUUGGAGUAAUGUACAAGUUAUUAUGAUGAUUAGGAGUGUUUGAAUUACAGUCUGAACUUAGAAUCCCAGAAAUAACGUAAUCGAAUCAAGAAGUAC